GAUCUUUUCUGAGAUUUAAUCUAGGUGUAUAGAUUUGCUGGGUUUAUUAAAAAGAAGUUAUUGAAACUUGUAUAGAUUAAAAAAUAAAGGAUGGAUAACUUUUAGCGGUACAAGUAUAGGGACCAGCUUAUAAGAGUCUCCCAGUAUUAUCCAUUUUUCCCCCUCAAAAUGAUAACGUGGGACUUUAAGAUUGAAACAGCUUAUCUAAUAAAGUAUAAACCGAUAAGGCCAUUUAGGGAGAGGGGUGGGAAGUGGGUCUUUAACUUUAUUGUUUGAGAGGGUGACGUGUUAAUGCCUGAGGUGUCUGAAUGUGAAAAGACCUUGCUCCUUAAAGGAGCCGCACAUCCUCACAGGGCAGGACCUUGUGACAGACCCAUGAAUCAGAAUCUACAUUUAACACCCCCCCCCACCCCCUUGUGAUUUUUAUCCUCAUUAAAGACUAGGGUUCGAGCCAAGGAGGUCUCUCUUUCUGUGUGACCUUUGUCAGAUUACUUACCCUCUCUGGGCUUCAUUUAUAAACUAUCGAAAAACUCAGUUAUGAACUCACUGGUAAACCAGGGAGCAUUCAUGUUCAUGCAGACACACUGCGCGUGCCCAGCCCAUAGGAGAAGCUCUGCAAGUGACAAUGAUGAUAAUUUCAACACGGCCAAAGUGACCUCCUCCCAGAGAGGAGGUUAAUUUCAUUGACGGACAUGCUGUUACGGGCUCUUUUCCCGGAAGUUGACCAGAAGAAGCUGAGGCUCUGAGGUUUCUCCCCGCCUCCCCAGCCAAGCGGAGUGGCUCCCCUGGUAAUGGACUGCUUCUCCCUGAGAAACGCUCUCCACGCUGGCGAGAGCCCCCGGGUCUAGUCUGUGAACUCAGCUAGGAAACACACCGCUGUGAAAAUGACGGAGGAGCCCGUCAAGGAGAUCCCGAGAACCCCAACGUCUCCCACGCCAGGGACAAUGGAGAAGAGCCCCAAGAGAGAAGUCGUGGUCACCACGGUCCCCGUGGUCAGUGAGAUUCAGCUGAUGGCCGCCACCGGGGGCACUGAGCUCUCCUGUUACCGCUGCAUCAUCCCCUUCGCCGUGGUGAUCCUCAUCACCGGGACAGUGGUCACUGCCGUGGCUUACAGCUUCAAUUCGCACGGCUCCAUCAUCUCCAUCUUGGGCCUGAUCCUUCUCUCCUCGGGACUUUUUUUGUUGGCCUCCAGCGCCUUGUGCUGGAAGCUGAGGCAGAGGAACAAGAAAGGCAAGAGACGGGAGAGUCAGACAGCUCUCAUGGCAAAUCGGAGAAGCUUGUUUGCUUAGGACUGAAGGAGGCCAAGGGAGGCCUGAGGCCUGCACAUCCUGCCUUUCUGCGUCAGCCCAUUCACCCGCACUCCUGUGGGAGCGGUCGGACUUGGCACGGAGCGGACUAGGGGAAUGGGAGUGGAUGGAGCGGGUGGGGGGGCAGGGCCUCAUGUGUGAGAAAUGACUUGUAUCUUCUUUCAUGACAAACUUAACUCUAAGGGCUAUUUCUCAGAUUGCAAAAUCAGCUUUUUCUCCACGUUAGACCUUGUCGGGGUCAUGGGAGGUGUGCAGCAUUAGGCAACAUUUGGUUCACCUCGGAAAGGAGCCAAGAAAAGACGAGAAAACACUUGGAUGGUUCUGGUACACCAGUGACCCGCCUCCACAUGAAAUAACCCACAGGCGUAAGAAGCUGUAUCAUAAAAACGUUCUGCCAAGAGUCUCCAUGGCCUGGGACUUGGCAUACUUCUAUGAAAUUCUAUGAUAACUUCUUUUUUUCAAUCAGUUGAUUGUCUGGCAACUGUUUUAUUUUUUACUUUCAGUAACUCAUGACUGACUGGUGGUACUUUCUCUUGAAGAAUAAACUAAUAUUUUUUAUGUUUUAACAUUGGACAAUUUUAGAUGAUUGUAAUGAUGUAUCAAAAGUCAAAAAGAGGUGAAGUGUAUAACUACUAGAUAACAUAGGAGAGGGGAUUAAAUUAAUAUUAAAAUAAUCCAAUAUAGCACUUUUGAUGAUUUUUAUAUAAAAGUUUAAUGUACAUUUCAUUCGAAAUAAUAAAUACUCAUUGCUGCUGACACUUCUUAAA
Myotis myotis is the source of this 2074-nucleotide messenger RNA. It is a transcript of the gene TMEM100, whose product is annotated as transmembrane protein 100. Bases 885 to 1289 code for a protein of 134 amino acids. NCBI's taxonomy places the organism in Eukaryota, Metazoa, Chordata, Mammalia, Chiroptera, Vespertilionidae. The record is from RefSeq and is a predicted model, not a curated record. Gene Ontology annotation, biological process: cellular response to BMP stimulus. The transcript has 3 exons.